Messenger RNA from Funneliformis geosporum, 432 nucleotides. NCBI's taxonomy places the organism in Eukaryota, Fungi, Glomeromycota, Glomeromycetes, Glomerales, Glomeraceae. The record is from the annotation of a GenBank genome assembly.
AUGCCACAGUGUUCUAAAUGCCAAACUAAUAAUGCAGUUAGUGAAGGAGAAUUAUGCAUAAGUUGCCUUUUUGUUAAUAGAGUUUCACUUCUUAGGCCUUUAACAAUAAAUUCAUCAGCGGUAACGGAAAUGUCUAGUUGCGUGAAUUGCCGAAGUCUUGAACUGCCUUCUAUAUUUAGAGAACUUGAAUUAAUUCCCAUAGACAUCGCCGAAUUAAGCAAAGAACAAAAUGAUGAACUUCACAGAGGAAUAGACAUAUUUAAAGAAGAAAAUGCCGAAAAAAUUAGGAAAAUAGAAGAAAAAAAGUUUGAAGAAAACAUUUUUUUAAGUAAUCCUUUAAGGAAGAGAAUUUCAGAGUUAAACUACCAAUUAAACCAAGAAUUAUCUAAUUCCCAAACUCUACAAACUAAAAUUCAGCAACUCACCCAAGAA